AUGGAUGAGGCUGGAGCUGGGAAAGAAGGAUUGCCAGCAGGUAAAUAUGAAGGACAGACUCCAGCAACUAAUAAUAUUCCCAACAUGAAUUGUGUGAUGACAAGUGAAGAUCAAACAGAUGAUGUAGACUUUGCUGGYGGUGCACAAACAUUUUAUAGCAGAAUUCCAACAAAGUUUCGAGACCCAAGUGGAGCUCCAUUGCGGAAAUUAAGUGUGGACUUGAUUAAGACAUAUAAACAGAUAAACGAGGUGUACUAUGCCAAGAAAAGGAAAAUAAAACCAAAUGAUCCAGUCAAUGACAGUGGAUCAAAGAAAGAGAAACGGGUAUAUAAUGAUGGUUAUGAUGACGAAAAUUACGAUUAUAUUGUGAAAGUUGGUGAAAAGUGGUUUGAUCGAUAUGAAAUUGAGUCAUUGAUUGGAAAGGGCUCCUUUGGACAGGUAAGAAUGUUACUCUCAGCACCAUCUUAG
Molecule: messenger RNA, 468 nt
Organism: Exaiptasia diaphana
Lineage: Eukaryota; Metazoa; Cnidaria; Anthozoa; Actiniaria; Aiptasiidae
Product: dual specificity tyrosine-phosphorylation-regulated kinase 1A-like
Exons: 3
Coding region: 1-468 (155 amino acids)
Source: RefSeq, a predicted model, not a curated record